Messenger RNA from Meloidogyne enterolobii, 495 nucleotides. NCBI's taxonomy places the organism in Eukaryota, Metazoa, Nematoda, Chromadorea, Rhabditida, Meloidogynidae. The record is from the annotation of a GenBank genome assembly.
AUGGCAGCCCAAGUCGUCUCGUCAAUUUUUAAAGACAUUUUUGAAGACAAAACAGACUCAAAUGUUGCUAGUUCUUGGAUGGGUGGAUGUUUGGUAUUAGCUGAACUUUGUCGUCGUGGAUGUCUGUUGCCUGAACAAGUUCCAAAGGCUAUUUCACUCGUACUUUCACGUUCUCUAAUUUUUGAUUCAAACCAAGUUGGUAGUGUGCUAGCUUUAAAUAUUAGAGAUGCUUCUUGUUAUAUAUGUUGGGCAUUUGCUAGAGCUUACGAGGCAAAAUUUCUUCGACAACAUUUAAAACCUCUUGCGGGAACUUUAAUUUCAAUUGCUUUAUUUGAUCGAGAAGUUAAUGUUAGAAGGGCGGCUAGUGCUUCAUUUCAAGAAAAUGUUGGCCGCAACGAUUCUUUUCCUCAUGGCAUUCCGGUACUCCAGUUGAUCGAUUUUGGUGAAAUUGCAAGGAUAAAGCAUUGCUAUUUGGAAAUAUCUGUUGAGGUUUGA